AUGCCUUCGAGCGAUAGCAACAAGCCCAGCGGCAACACUGGCAGCGGUGGCAGCACCGACAACACUGUCAAGGACCAGCCCAAGCCAAACCCUCCUAUGGAUAGCACGGCUGCCUCGCGCGGCGGUAGCGGCGGCGGUGCCUCCGAGUGGGUUCAUAAGAAUGUUAACUGCACCUGCGUCACCGACAAGUGCGACUGUUGCGAGAGCCUCUGCCAUCGCUAA
Thyridium curvatum is the source of this 222-nucleotide messenger RNA. RefSeq lists its product as uncharacterized. Lineage: Eukaryota; Fungi; Ascomycota; Sordariomycetes; Thyridiales; Thyridiaceae. The transcript has a single exon. The record is from RefSeq and is a predicted model, not a curated record. Bases 1 to 222 code for a protein of 73 amino acids.